Molecule: messenger RNA, 2649 nt
Organism: Eimeria maxima
Lineage: Eukaryota; Apicomplexa; Conoidasida; Eucoccidiorida; Eimeriidae
Product: zinc finger (CCCH type) protein, putative
Exons: 5
Coding region: 1-2649 (882 amino acids)
Molecular function (GO): mRNA binding; metal ion binding
Source: RefSeq, a predicted model, not a curated record
AUGUCUCCCUCACUUAGGUACCCAGACCGGUCCUUCGUUGAACAGGAGGCUCAGGCCUCAGGAGAAAAUGUUUGCAGUGGCAGCAGCAGCUGCAGCUGCAGCAUUUGCUGCUGCAGCAAGGACACAUGUGGAGGCACUGGCUGCGACACCAGCAACGGCAGCUGCCGCAGCCCCUGCAGCAGAAGUAGCAUCGAAAGGGAGGGGGGAGAAAUACCUCCCCUGAGAGAUUCUAUUCAUCCUUCUUGGCUUGAAACACAUGCAACAGCCGAUCCUUCGGCAGCAGCAGCGGCAUUAGCAGCAGUUGCAGCAGGACAAGCUCCAGCAAGUGGCACACAGAACUCGGGGCUUUGGGCCGUCGCGCUGCAGCAGUCCGCUGCUGCUGCUGCUGCUGCUGCUCUCAUGAGACGCAGCCCCUCUGCCCCUAGCUUGGUCAGCGGUGUGCUGCGGGACUGCCUCCAGAGCAGGCAGCAGCUACACCUGCUGCAGCAGCAGCUGGUGCUGCAGCAGAUGCAGCAACUGAAGCUGACACCGCAAGACCAGCAGCAGGACCCUGAGGGACGUGGCUCCCAGGAACUCGAAACUCCUGUUGAGCAACAACAACCGCAAGAACUAAGACAGCAGCAGCAGCAGCAGCUGCAGCAAGAACAGAUGCAGCCACAGCUGCAGCAAGAACAGCUGCAGCAAGAGCACCGCCCGAUAGCCACCGCUGCACCAACUAUAGCAGCAGAGGCAUUUGACUCCACAGACAAUCAACAGCAGCAGCAGCAACAGCUGCAGCAGCAGGAACAGCCGCAGCAGCAGGAACAGCCGCAAUCGCAGCAGCAGCCGCAGCCUCAGCUGCCGCACGAGCAGGAGGCGCAGCAGUUGCUGUUGAAGCAGAAGACGGAGGGGGAGAAGCAUCAACAGAAGCAGCAGCAGCAACUGAUGCCACAGCAGCUGGAGGUGCCCAUUCCUCCUCCCCGACAGUCGCAGCAGCAGAUGCGGCAGCAAAAAGGUUUAGCAUCAGCGACAGCAGCAACAGCACCAGGCGCUUCUGCCUCGGGGAACAGCAGCAGCAAGUUUGGGUCCUUAGCAGAGGGCAUUGCUGCAGCAGCGGCAGCGCCAACGGCAGCAGCAGCCGCAGCUGCUGCUGCUUGCUGCAGCAAUUCCAGGAAGAGGCGUUGCACAAGGCCUCCUAGGAAUCGUGCUGGCAGCAACAGCAACAGCAACAGCCGAUACAACAGCAGCAGCAACUGCAGCUGCAGCAGCAGCAGCAACAGUGCUCGCACAAGAACGCGGACACAGAGCGAUGCCACGCAUUCCAUGCUCAAGAAGAAGCCGCAUCAAGUUGAAGAUCAAUUUUUCCGCAUUAAAAUGUGCCAAAACUUCCUAAACGGCAGCUGCUCCAAGAGUAGCAGCUGCAGCUACGCCCACAGCCAAGAGGAACUCCGCGAGCCUCCGGCUCUUACUAAGACGAAGAUGUGUGUACACUGGCAGGCGGGUACGUGCCCCGCUACUGACGGCUCGUGUGUUUUUGCCCACGGCGAGGCAGAACUGCGUAGCACGAGCGAUUAUUACAAGACAAAGCUCUGCAAGUUUUGGGUACGGGGGGGAGCCUGCCCCGCAGGAGAGAGCUGCCGCCAUGCUCACGGAGAACAGGAGCUACGGAAACGCAAUUACAGGCGCACAGAACUCGAGAAGUUUGCUUCUGUGCAUGGACUCAAUAUUGUGGCACUCCUUGAGGAGCUGCGCGGUGCUGCUAGCUUGAAUGUUGCUGCAGCAGCAGAAGCAGCAGUUAUCAGGAAUAAAGCAAGGAAAGGUGCGGCAGAAGGGCAGCAACAAUCUUCUGGAGGCGUCACAGCACCAGCAGCAGCAAACGCUACCACGACUACUGCAGCUGCUUCUGCUUCUGCUGCUCCUGGUACUGCAGCUGCUGCACAGACGGAGGGGCAGCAGGUACAGCAGCAAGCCCCGGGGGCAGACAGGCAGCGUGGUGGAUCGACACCUACGCAGAACAGCCGAACGGCGCCGGCGGACAGACAGCAGCAGCAGCAGCAAAAACAGCAGCAGCAGCAGCAGAAGCAGCAACAGCAGCAGUCGCAUCAUCACCACCAUGGCCAUGGCCAUGGCCAUGGGCACCAUCGACGCGGGGACGGCCAUUCGUCAAGAGGGCAGCAGCAGCAGCAGCAGCAGCAGCAGCAGCAGCAGCAGCAGCAGCAGCAGCAGCAGCAGCAGCAUCAACAGCCUUUUGUGCCGGAGCAGGACCCAACCCAUGGCUGGCAGCAGCACGAGCAGCAGCAGCAGUUGCUGAUGAUGCAACGUGCUGCAGUAGAAAACAGCGCUCCGGUGUAUGCGCAGGUACCUUUUGUUCCUACAGAUGUUUAUUCCACUAUCCCAGGCCUGCUGCCUUACGCAACUCCUUUUGUUCAGAUGCCGUAUGCAGCAGCAGCAGCUGCUGCUGCUGCUGCUGGUGCUGCUCCGGCGCCGCAGUACGCCCCCGCAAGCUUCCCCCUGGGUAUCUUCCCCCCGUAUCCACUGCUGCAAGUACCCCCAGUGCAGCAGCCUCUUGUUAGCCCAGCAGCGGCAGCAGCAGCAUCAGCACCUACAGCAGCAGUAUCCACUGCUGGGGCGCAGCAGCAGCCGCGCGCAGAGGGACCGAGGGAUGCCUGA